This is a messenger RNA of Juglans regia (Persian walnut), 751 nucleotides long. Its product is annotated as embryogenic cell protein 40-like. Bases 48 to 530 code for a protein of 160 amino acids. The record is from RefSeq and is a predicted model, not a curated record. NCBI's taxonomy places the organism in Eukaryota, Viridiplantae, Streptophyta, Magnoliopsida, Fagales, Juglandaceae. The transcript has 2 exons. Gene Ontology annotation, biological process: response to water.
UAAAAAGAAGCAGCUCAAAGCCUUUGUUCCGUACUCGUUAAUACAAAAUGGCUGAAAUACGAGACGAUUGUGGCAACCCGAUUCAGCUCACUGACGAACAUGGAAACCCGGUCGAGUUAACAGAUGAACGUGGGCAACCCAUGCAACUUAAAGGUGUGGCUGUCACGACUGUCGAGGCCGAAACGCACCCUGCAACUGAAGCUGAACCUACCGCUGAGACUGGUGCAGGAGAGCAUGGCCAGCAGGGGCAGCAGCAUGAGGAGGCCAUUUCUCGAUCCAGUAGCUCCAGCUCGUCCGGUGAUGAUCAUGGACAAGGUGUCAGGAGGAAGAAGGGAAUAAAGGAGAAAAUAAAGGAGAAGUUGACUGGUGGAAAGCACAAGGAUGAGCACUCACACACCACUACCGUUACUAGCACAGCCACAACCACUAUAUCUAGCAGUCCUGGAACUUAUGAACACCAGGAGCAUGAGAAGAAAAGUAUGAUGGAGAAAAUCAAGGAAAAAUUGCCUGGCCAUCAUAGGACUACUUAGAAAAUUCAUGAUAUAUAUAUAUAUAAAUAUAUAUAUGUAAAUGGCCAUCUAAAUUCUGUCUGUAACUUUGUUUCUUGUCGAGGUGUGCAUCGUGUUUUAGAUUUCUUUUGUGCAAAAGAGUUUGAGCCGUGGAUUUGUGUCACGGGGGUGGAUAUAAACUGCGUGCAUCGACAUGUAUUAGAUUUUGUUAAAACUCUGUUUUAAUGUUCUACUUUUGUGUA